UCUGUUCCUUCUCUGACUCAGCACUGUGCUGAAACACAAAAUGUUUAUUUUUUUAACAUAAUUAAAAAAAAAUUUAACAGAACAUCUAGCUGGACUGUUAGAUAUUCCCACCCACAGUGGAUACUCUUUUGUUGUUGCUCUCACGCUAACGUGCGAGAUCCAGCCGGACUGCGCGGUCGCAAAACGCACCAACUUCCCCCCUCCCCCGCGGACUGCCUGGCUUGAGAUGAGUGGAAGAUGUCGGUUUCGGGGCUGAAGGCCGAAUUGAAGUUUUUGGAGUCAAUUUUUGACCCAAACCACGAACGUUUUAGAAUUAUUGAUUGGAAGCCCGACGAGCUUAGUUGUCAGUUUAAUGUAACCGGUGAAAAACUGCUAAUAAUACAUUGCAACAUUACGGAGUCAUACCCCUCUACGCCUCCGAUCUGGUUUGUUGAUUCAGAUGAUCCAAGCCUGACAGAGGUGUUAGAGCGCCUUGAAGAUGUCAGAAGAGGCACCUCUUUACUCCUGCAACAGCUGAAACGUCUCAUUUGUGACCUGUGUCGACUGUACAACCUGCCCCAGCACCCCGAUGUGGAGAUGCUAGAUCAGCCCCUUCCUGCUGGACCCAUCAACCCGGAGCGCAAGCAUGGACCAGCGGACGAAGUUACAUCCGAGGAGGAGGAGGAGGAAGAGAUGGGCGAGCAGGACAUUGAAGACUUGGACCACUAUGAGAUGAAGGAGGAGGAGCCUGUGGAUGGGAAGAAGUCAGAGGAUGAUGGGAUAGAGAAGGAGAACCUGGCCAUUCUGGAGAAGAUCCGCAAGAACCAGAGGCAGGACCACUUGAACGUAAGUGCCCAUUCGGGUGCAGUCUCUGGGUCCGUUCAGGCCUCUGACCGUCUCAUGAAGGAACUCAGGGAGAUCUAUAGAUCACAGAGUUACAAGACAGGUAUUUAUUCAGUGGAGCUAGUAAAUGACAGCCUUUAUGAAUGGCAUGUCAAAAUAAGGACUGUAGAUCCUGACAGCCCACUGCAUAGUGACUUGCAGGUCCUGAAGGAGAAGGAAGGAGUCGACUACAUCCUGCUCAGCUUCUCAUAUAAAGACAACUUUCCGUUUGAUCCGCCGUUCGUACGGGUGGUCUCACCGGUGCUGUCAGGAGGCUAUGUUCUCGGAGGUGGGGCCUUGUGUAUGGAGCUUCUCACAAAACAGGGCUGGAGCAGUGCCUAUUCCAUAGAGUCUGUCAUCAUGCAGAUCAACGCCACCCUAGUCAAAGGAAAAGCCAGAGUGCAGUUUGGAGCCAAUAAGAAUCAGUACAAUCUCGCAAGAGCACAACAGUCAUACAAAUCCCUUGUGCAGAUUCACGAAAAAAAUGGCUGGUACACACCUCCGAAAGAGGACGGAUAAAGAAGUCUCUCCUCUUCCUUGGAGCAUAACAUUUGUUUUUUGGUUUAAAAACCAAUAUGUUUUUCUCUCCUUUUUUUGAACAAUUUUCUCCCUUCUGACUUAUUGGGAGUUAUAUCAUCCUUUCUUGUGGAAACCAACUGGCAGGUUCUUCCGUCUCGUUUGUCGUCGGCUCUGUAGACCAGUAUCUCACCUCUGUCUGGCCCAUCUGUUAGGCCGGAGGUCCUCCUCAUGCCUCACUCCACCUCCCUCUUGGCACUAUACCUGGGGAGAAUGUCUUUAGUGACUGAGGGGGUUCGGUGGUCCAUAAUCAUCACAUCUAUUUUUUUCCCACAAGUGGAUAGUUUAUUUUAAUUUUAUUAUAUACCCAUGCUGGUUUGAAGACGUGGCUCGACAAAUCCCUCAUUGGUGUGAACCUGCUUGUCGGAUGGUCUGAUGAGAUGAGAGAUGGUUUGUGUCCCCAUCCUCCUCCUGUUUUUAGCUUGAAGCUGCAAGCUCCUACAGCAAGCCACGGAAUGGACAGUUGGAUUUUAACUGAAAGCUCUGUGGUGACAGUUGGAUUUUAAAGCGCUGAAGAAGACUCUGAGGAAGGAUGUUUCUUGUUUCACCUCAGUCUGUUAGAGACACUGACUGCCCCCCCCCCCCACGUUGUGUAAUAUUUACUGGUACAAAAUGCAGACAUUGUUGUUAAAAAGAAAUAUUAUACGCUUAACUGUAAACUACUUGCUGGCUUGUUUGAUGUCCCGGGCAUGAGCCUGAUUGGUGACGCUGGAGGCCGACCCGGAUGUGGACUUAGACUGACGGCUGUCCCAAAUGGCACCCUAUUCCCUAAAUUGCGUGCUACUUUUGACCAGGUCCCUAUGGCAAUAAAAAGCAUGUGGACCACACUUAGUAAUGCAGUGCAACCCGGGAUCAUUAAUGUCGUUUUUUUCAUUUAUUGAUCGUCUGACGUGUUGGGAAUCUGGUGCCGUUUGGGGUGCAUGCCAGUCUAUCACCCCAUGAUAUGUCCUGGCUGUUAUGUAGCUCGUAUGUUUAGGGUAGCUUCUUUCUAGGUAUUUGCUGUAAAUUCUUUGGUAUGGUUGGAUUCUGGGUUGCCUGCUUAUUCCCAUUUGAUUGCAGGCAGCCUUUAAGCUGGAUUUUGGGAAAACCGGAGGGUUUAUUGCAAGUGCCUGGAGUUUUGCAACCCUGAAGCAAGGGGCUAUUGAUCCUUGGUUCCAACACCGUGUCUGAUUAGUAUAAUAAUGUAUUAUGAUUGAAGGGAGCUCCACAGACCAACUGUCAUCUUGUUAAUGAAUUUACGUACCUGUCGUAAAUAUAACAUUAGGUAGAGGGGAACCAAACAGAACCGGUUCGGUCGCUUGUCCCUAUGUGGGAAGAUGCCGCGUGUCGUCCACGGCAACCUUUCCCCUACAUCAGUAACAGGUCUUUGUCCAAUUUAACCUGGCUGAUCAGGUGUGUUGAGUUACCUGAUCUAUGGCAUUAAAUAUGUUAUGCCACUCAAGAGAGGCGGGGUUAUUAGGAGGUGGAUGAUACACUUAGGAAGGCAAAGCAGCUGGGGCAUUUGGACAUUUCUUUUCCACCGUCUACUAAAAUGAUGGGGCGUAGUGGCCAUAGGAUGUAAGCAUUACUGCAGCUGGGCCGUCACUGAUGUCAUCAUUUAGAGAGAGGUUAGCUUUGUGCUAACGCAGUAAAUAAUUAAAUCAGCGUUAAAAAUAUUGCCUGGCUUUUAUUUUAGUUUGGCAGCCCGGCUCGUGUCCUAACCGCUACUGUGUCACAAUUGAGAGAGUUCCAUAGCCUGGCUAUAAAUCUGUUGGUCCAAAAUCUGACCACAGGACUUGACACGAGCUCAGCACAGACUGCCCUGGGACCAGCUCUACAGCAUGCUCAUGUAUGUCAUGACACAGCACUAAGAGUUUCCCCAUCCACUCCAGCAAUCCCUGCUUUCACCGGUCACACGCAACACCCAUCAACUGGUCCCAUGGCUGGUCAGCGCAGCGUCCCCUAAGGACUGCCGGCCACACGCAGUGUUAUGUCUUCAAUCAAUCAUAUUGGGACUUCUGUUUUCUGUGGGCUACUGUACAGCCUCCUGGCGGUAGGCACAGCUCAUACUGAGCGAUCUAUUCUAAAUUGUGUGGCCACCCGAGUUCAAACCCAGUUACCUGAGAUCUCUCCUGCCCAGGUCUUUAACACUGUUGUAUGGGCUGUGUUUUGAGCACUGUUGAGGGGAUGGUAUGAGACUUGGGCUGUAGCUGUAGAAUACUGAGCCUUGAGGCCUCUUACUGCAUGGGGAGGUUCUGUGAGGUUCAGCUUGUAUACCAAGGACAUGCUAAAUAUCUCUCUUUCGAUGUGUAUUAAUGGGGAAAGUUCACUGUUUGACGUUAUGUAAAUGAAAAUCACUAGUGAUUGUUGGAAAGUGCCAGAAUGCCCCCCUGCUCGCCCAUCUCUUCGGCCUUUCACGUGCCAUGUGAUGCAACAGCAGGACUGUUCAGGUGGCGUCCGAAGUGCUGCCCUCAUUUCCUGUAGACUACACUACAUUUGCCUGGGGCCAGUGUUGUCUUAUGGUUAAAAUGUGUCCACUAUCUGGAGAAAAGGGUGCAAUUUGGAACGCACAUAGGCUUUUUCAGCAGUUCCCCCCCCCCCCCCCC
Messenger RNA from Esox lucius (northern pike), 4022 nucleotides. Its product is annotated as ubiquitin-conjugating enzyme E2 Q2. Lineage: Eukaryota; Metazoa; Chordata; Actinopteri; Esociformes; Esocidae. The record is from RefSeq and is a predicted model, not a curated record. The transcript is spliced from 14 exons. Bases 238 to 1380 code for a protein of 380 amino acids.